Molecule: messenger RNA, 3409 nt
Organism: Mytilus trossulus (common blue mussel)
Lineage: Eukaryota; Metazoa; Mollusca; Bivalvia; Mytilida; Mytilidae
Exons: 2
Coding region: 123-1049 (308 amino acids)
Source: RefSeq, a predicted model, not a curated record
CACUGAAAAAAUUAACAAGUAAACAUUUAAACAACUUUUGGCCCGAAGUGGUAGAGUCGCUGGAAUGUUAUUUAGAAAAAAAUGAUAGAAUAUCGACCGACAUAAAUGGUCAUCGCACAAUAAUGAGCCGUUCUAUAGUUGCAAUUGUACGUUCGUUGAAAACACUUCUGAAUCAGGACAAAAUAUCUGAAAUACUAAAGCCCUUUAUUGCUGACAUGGAGGGCGAUGGAUACUUAGCAAAUACAAAAAUAUAUCCCAAGUUGAAUAAUGUGGUUGGCAUACAUAGCAGUGAUUGGACAAUAUGUCGAAAUGGUCAUUCUGUAUCAACAAUCUUGGAUAGUUCUUGCAAAAUUUGUGAUGGUCCCGAUAAUCACCGAACUGAGUUCCGGUAUGAUAAUAGACAUAAUGAAGUCACUCAUGGACUGACAAAGGAAAGUGGCGCUCAGCUAGGAAAAAGCCAGGUGUCAAAUGUUAGAGGUAAAAGAAGUAACUUUUGUAAAGACAAUUCAGCAGAUAUAAGUGAGGAUUUUGGUAAUAUGUAUUCGCGUCCGAGAGUAAGAAAUCCUACCGGAAACAAAAGUUGUCGUGAAAACUUCCGCUGUGGUCGGGGACAAAAUCUUAGAGGUCGUGGUGCAAAUAGUAAAAGUACAGAAAAAGCGAUGCAGGGGAAAUCAUCAAAUGAGAAAACAAGGAGAUCUGACAAAAAUUACCAAAUGCAUCCACUUCCUUCGUUAAAAUCCGACAACGAAAGUUACCAUACAGAAGACGGAGAAGAUAAACAUAACAUAAAGAGUUUUCCAAGCAAAGCCCUUGUUACAGGUAGUGACAAUAGUAAAAGUGAUAGUAAUGGUGCUGGCAGUGGUGUUAGUAAACAUGACAGUGUCCCUGGUCACGAAGACAUCACAGAUGGUAAUGAAAGUAGCGGAAGUAGAAGACUAGAAUUAAGUAGAGGCGGACAUCGAGGCCAUUAUCAUUUCAGAGGAUAUUCAGGUCGUGGACGAGGUCGUGGCGGAAUCAUGGGUAAGGGUCGUGGUAGUAUCUCCAAGUAACUAUUGAAAAUUUGUGGUUUACAUAUAGAUAUCAUGUUUUAUUAGUAUAAAUUAUACUAAAUCCAUAUUUAUAUGAUAACUAUUUCUUAUUAGUUGAAUUAGUAAAAUGUAAUUUAUACAUCUGUGAAUUUGUAAAUAACUUGUCGCAUUACAAAUAGUAAGUGUCAUUGGCUGGAACAAAAUGUUUUACAUGUGAAAUAUUAUUAUUCGAUAUUGAAGAAAAAGAAACAGUAGUCGCAUACUAUUGUGUUAGAGAUAAUAGAAUGGGAUUACAGAAACUUUUCUGUUAUGUAAAAGGACAGUCUGUAUAAUAUUUCUAAAUAUUUUUAUUUUUGUCAGAGUUAAAUUCCCUUUCUCAACUUUGUUUUUCUUUUGGUAGAUGCAUAAAAGCUUUAAACACGUGAUUUUUUUUAAAAAUUCUUUAAUGGAUUAUAAAACCAACUUUAAUAGGAAUUGGUAAAAAUUAAAUCAAAAUGCAUACAAAAUUUAAUAUACCUGAGUCAUGCACUAUCAAACUGCUAAAACUAAACCAAUACAUGCAGCAUCUUCAUCGCGGAUUACAACUUACAACUUUCAAAUUCUGUUAGCUCCAUGUGUCGCAUAGGGCGCGAACAGAAAACUACCAUCUGAGUAGUAUGCUGCUUGUUGUUGUACUUCUCAUCUUGUCCUCCGUCAGUCUUUUCCUUUCCUUUUCUACCAUUUGUCUCCAAGUUUCCUUUGGUCUUCUCGAUUUCUCUUUUCGUGUGGUUUCCACGUUAAUGCGAUUAGACAAUCGUUCCACGAGUCCAUCUUCAGGAUGUGACCUAUCCAACUCCAUCUCCUGGUCUGGGUGAUGGUGUUGGUGAUGCUGUAAAUAUUGGCAAAAAUAACCGGAAGAUUCUACGUCGAUGAUUAAAGCAUUAUAAACUUACCUGAUUUUUCUCUCUUGUAUUUAUUAAUGGCAAAAUCAAAUCCUUUUUUAUUUUACAAAAUGUAACACUAUUAUAUUCGUUCUGAUCAUUCCCUUUAAAUAGUUCUGGGCGAACGACAGAGAAAACAUCAAAACUCCCAUACGAAACGAAAAUGUACUUGUUACGAGAUGUGUCACUUCCAGCGUAGAAGACUUGUAAAAUCAGGAUAGAAGAUUAGUCAUUAUUUUUACCAAUAUAUUGUGUUAUAUCAAUGUUCCUUUUUACAACAAAACUAAUGAAAGAAGGAAUAUGCAAACAUACAUACGUGUUCGAAGUAAAUCAUUCAAAUACUUUAUAAAAAUAAAAACACAGUUUGUUACCAUUUUUAGGUGUUUGAUAAGCCUUUGAAAUAAGGCUGUUCAUAAUAAAUGUGAUGUACAGUUAGGUUUGUUGGGGGUAUAAUCACGGUCGUUGCUUUUAUUUUUACUUUUAUUGUAGUUGACGUCAUAUUUUUGAAAUUAUUGAGUUCGUGUUACCCAGAUUUAGGAUGAAGUCUUUAUAUAUUUGAAGUAAAUGUAUAAACUAAGAAAUCUGAGUUUCAUCUUACGGAUGUUAUAGUCAUGCAGAUUUAAUUAGAUGGGUGAUUGGUAUGUCAUACUGUUAUUUCAUUAUAAAUAGACAACUUUGAGAAUUUUUAUCAUUUUCUUGUGAAAUGAGUAUAUGUUUUAUAUAACAAAUUAUUAGAGAUUCAAGCUCAGGAUUAUGUAUUUGUGGAAACUGAGACGUACAUUAUUUUUAAUAUUUUAUUUUUACGCUAUCUUAAUUUGUAAAUAUGUAUUUGGUAUAACAUCGUGUGUCGUAAGUCAGUUUCUGGCUGGAUAUAUUGGUUGUUUUAUUAUGUAUGUAUGGCAUAAAUGAGCUAUAGAAUUACAAAAAUAAUGUUAGCAAUUGUGUAUGAACUAUGAACUGUUGUUUUACAUGUAUAUCUGUUUUUCUUUACUAUAAUCUAAAAUAUGAAUGAAUACAAUGGAGUUAAUAAUAAUUUUAUGCUAAUUUAACGUGGAUGUUUAUAUUUUUUGUAAAUGUUACAUAUUUGUAUUGUUAUUUUGUAUUUGUGUUUGUAUUUAGAAGCAGUUCGAUUGUUUGGAUUUUCUACUAAUACAAUAUUUUACCUUAUCAUGUCUUAUGUAUACAAUAGCAGUGAUUUACCGUUAACAAAAAAAUGAGCCAGCAAUUAUUUAUUUUUUAUGUAUGUAAAAUUAUAAACAUUUGGACGCUCGCCAAGCCUCGUCUUCGCUAGCCAAGGGCGAUCAAAUACAAGAGGUGAGGGGUCGCAACUCUUGGCUAGAAAACAUGGGCGAGUCUCGCGUUUUAAAUUUGAAAAUUUAAUUGUUUCUAAUGGAGAAGUGUUGCAGCACACUCAACCCAGUGGUAGAAGUAUAUUUUUUCCAUAGUUUUUAGUUGUUUUAU